Messenger RNA from Myxocyprinus asiaticus (Chinese sucker), 10956 nucleotides. Its product is annotated as ryanodine receptor 3-like. Gene Ontology annotation, cellular component: sarcolemma; smooth endoplasmic reticulum; Z disc. Gene Ontology annotation, molecular function: protein binding; calcium ion binding; ryanodine-sensitive calcium-release channel activity. The transcript is spliced from 75 exons. The record is from RefSeq and is a predicted model, not a curated record. Lineage: Eukaryota; Metazoa; Chordata; Actinopteri; Cypriniformes; Catostomidae. Gene Ontology annotation, biological process: intracellular calcium ion homeostasis; calcium ion transmembrane transport. Bases 8 to 10903 code for a protein of 3631 amino acids.
GGUCACCAUGUGGUUCAGUAAACGUUUGCCUACAUUUGUUAAUGUGCCAGAGGAACAUCCCCAUAUUGAGGUUACCAGAAUAGAUGGGACUGUGGAUACUCCUCCAUGUCUAAAGGUGACACACAAGACGUUUGGUACCCAAACAAGCAAUGACGACAUGAUCUGCUGUCGUCUGAGCAUGCCGGUUGAGUUCAACUCUGGCCCAUGGAAGAUCACUGAUAUCAAUGAGUUGAUAGUGGAGGACCAAAGAGCCAAGAGAGAUGAUAGAGGACAGAUUGAUUAUGGCAGCAUUACAAAGUACUUCUACUCUGUGAAAGUGUUUGCUGGACAGGACCCAUCAUCAGUAUGGGUGGGCUGGGUGACACCAGAUUACCACUACUACAGCAAACAUUUCAGCCUCAGCAAAGUUCGCACAGUCACCGUAACACUGGGAGACGAGCGGGGACGUGUUCAUGAAAGUGUGAGGAGGAGUAACUGUUAUAUGGUGUGUGCUGGCGACAUUGUCAGGAGCUCCACAGGUUGUAGUAAUGUUGAUUUGGAGAUCGGCUGCUUCAUAGAUCUGGCCUCAGGCCUGGUCUCUUUCACUGCCAAUGGCAGGGAGCUGCCGACUGCUUACCAGGUUGAACCUAACACAAAGCUGUUCCCUGCUGUGUUUGUGCAACCCACAAGUCCCAACCUGUUCCAAUUUGAGUUUCCAAAAGUCCCAGAUGCAAUGCCUCUGUCUUCAGCCAUCUUCAAGAGCUUGCAAAGGAACCCGGAGCCCCAGUGUCCCCCUCGGCUGGAUGUGCAGACAAUUGUGUCUGUCCUGUGGAGCAGGAUGCUCAACACCUUCCUGUCAGUGGAGAUGGCCCGGGUGAGUGAGAGGCAUGGCUGGGUGGUGCAGUGUCUGGAGCCCCUGCAGAUGAUGGCAGUGUAUAUCCCCGAGGAGAACAGAUGUAUAGACAUCAUGGAGCUAUCAGAACAUGAGGACCUGCGGCAGUUUCUCUAUCACACUUUAAAGCUAUUCUGUGCCCUGUGCGCCUUGGGCAACACCCGUGUAGCUCACGCCCUCUGUAGCCAUCUUGAUCAGUCGCAGCUCCUGUACACCAUUGACAACCAAUAUCUGACUGGUCAGCUCCGUGAAGGCUUCUACGAUGUUCUCAUCAGCAUUCACUUGGAGACAGGUAAAGAGGCGCAUCUCAUGAUGAACAACGAGUUUAUAAUCCCUGUCACAGAUGAGACUCGCAGGAUUCGCCUCUUCCCUGAUGACUCCAAGCAUCAUUCUCUCCCUGGAGUGGGCCUGAGCACCUCGCUCACUCCCCGUCUGAACUUCUCCCCUCCUUGUUUCAUUACCACCAAGCGUGAACAGCCACUCUUCAGCCCACAGAUCUCUCUGGGUAUCCUGAAGGAGAAAGCCAUCAGCAUGCUCACGGAGGCAGUUCAGGGCGGAGGCUCCCACAUUCGUGAUCCCGUAGGCGGAAGUGUGGAGUAUCAGUUUGUGCCGAUUCUCAAGCUGAUUGGCGCUCUGCUAAUCAUGGGGGCAUUGACCAGCGAGGAGGUGAGGACCAUCCUGCUCCUCAUAGACCCCAGUGUGUUUGGGGACGGUAAAGAGGAGGAGCAGCAGCUAACAGUGGCAGAAAAGGGAGCUGAGAAAGAGGAGGCCAGCAGUAUUGAGGAGAAGGAUGUGGAGGCAGGGGAGGAGGAGAGUAAAGAUGCCAAGCUGCUUCCUAAAGGCCUUCUGGAGAAGAGCUUGCCAGAAUCAGUCAAACGGCAGAUGUGCGAGCUCCUGCACUACUUCUGUGACUGUGAAUUGAAGCAGCGCAUUGAGGCCAUCGUCGCCUUCUCAGAUGAUUUUGUGUCCAAGCUCCAGUUCAACCAGAAGUUUCGCUACAACGAAUUGAUGCAAGCCCUCAACAUGUCAGCCGCUGUUACUGCCAAGAAGACUAAGGAGUUCCGCUCACCUCCCCAAGAGCAGAUAAACAUGUUGCUGAACUUCAGUGUUGAUGAUGAUUGCGCCUGCCCUGAGGAGCUGCAAGAUGAGCUCCAAGGCUUCCAUGAUGACCUGCGACUACAUUGUGGCAUUCCAAUGGAAAAGGAGGAGGAGGAACAGGACACAUCUCUUAAAGGCCGUCUGAUGGCUAUAAUAUACAAGAUAAAAGGUCGUCCUCAAAAAACUGAGAAAGAACCAACUGAGCAAGUACAGGCUGCUCCGACCAACCUGAAGGAAUUGAUAUCUAAGACGAUAGUCAGCUGGGCACAGGAGUGCAAGAUCCAAGACCCAGCACUUGUACGCAGCAUGUUCAGCCUCCUGAGGAGGCAAUAUGAUGGCAUCGGUGAGCUGCUCAGGGCCUUGAAGAAGAGCUACACCAUCAGUGCCAAGUCUGUAGGGGACGCUAUCAACCUGCUGGCCUCACUGGGCCAGAUCCGCUCACUGCUUAGCGUCCGCAUGGGGGAAGAGGAGGGUCAGCUCAUGAUUGACGGCCUAGGGGACAUCAUGAACAACAAAGUGUUCUACCAGCAUCCAAAUCUGAUGCGUGUUCUUGGCAUGCACGAGACGGUAAUGGAGGUCAUGGUUAAUGUGCUGGGAGAAGACAAGAAUAAGGAGAUUGCUUUCCCCAAAAUGGUAGCCAGCUGUUGUCGUUUCCUGUGCUACUUCUGCCGCAUCAGCCGACAGAAUCAGAAGGCUAUGUUUGACCACCUGAGCUACCUCCUGGAGAACAGCAGUGUAGGCCUGGCUUGCCAAGCCAUGAGAGGCUCCACACCUUUAGACGUGGCUGCCUCCUCUGUGAUGGACAACAACAGUCUGGCUCUGGCGCUAGAAGAACCCGACCUAGAAAAGGUGGUGACAUAUUUGGCAGGCUGUGGAUUACAGAACUGCCCAAUGCUCAUAGCUAGGGGAUAUCCAGACAUUGGUUGGAACCCGAUAGAGGGAGAGCGCUAUUUGUCCUUCCUCCGGUUUGCUGUCUUUGUCAACGGUGAAAGUGUUGAAGAGAAUGCUAACGUUGUGGUGAAGCUCUUGAUCAGGCGUCCGGAGUGCUUUGGACCUGCUCUUAGAGGAGAGGGAGGGCAAGGUUUACUAGCUGCUAUGCAGGAAGCCAUUAAGAUCUCAGAAGAUCCUGCCUUAGACCUGCCCAACCUACCCCAAGGGGUUACACCCUUGGUCGGGGAGGAUGAAGAGGAGGAGGAGGUUGCACACUUGGGUAACUCUAUUAUGUCCUUCUACUCAGCUCUUAUUGAUCUACUGGGCCGCUGUGCACCUGAAAUGCAUCUAAUUAACAAAGGCAAAGGUGAUGCAUUGCGUAUCCGUGCCAUCCUCCGUUCCCUGGUGCCCACAAAAGAUUUGGUCGGAAUUAUCAGUAUUCCACUUAAAAUGCCAGUCGUGAACAAAGAUGGCAGUGUAACUGAGCCAGACAUGAAUGCUAGCUUCUGUCCAGAGCACAAAGCACCCAUGGUGCUUUUCCUGGACCGUGUUUAUGGUAUUGAUGACCAAAGCUUCUUGUUGCAACUGCUGGAGGUCGGCUUCCUGCCAGACCUGAGAGCAUCAGCCUCCAUGGAUUCGGAGGUGCUCAGAACCUCAGAGACAGCGCUGGCCACGAACAGGUACAUUUCCUCUGCAGUGCUUCCUCUGUUGACCCGCUGUGCUCAUCUGUUUGCUCACACAGAGCACUAUGCAACUCUCAUUGACUCUACGCUGCACACCAUCUAUCGCCUCUCUAAGGGCCGAUCGCUCACCAAAGCCCAGAGAGAUGCUAUUGAAGAAUGCCUAAUAGCCAUCUGCACGCAUCUUCGGCCAUCAAUGCUGCAGCAGCUUUUACGUCGUCUCGUGUUUGAUGUGCCACAGCUUACAGAGUACUGCAAGAUGCCUAUUAAGCUUUUGACCAACCACUAUGAGCGGAAUUGGAAGUACUACUGUCUGCAAACAGGCCAGGGCAGCUAUGGUAUGGCAUCAGAGGAGGAACUCCAUCUCACCAAGAAACUCUUCUGGGGACUUUUUGAUGCUCUUUCUCAAAAGAAAUAUGAUGCAGAGCUUUUCAAAAUGGCAAUGCCAUGUUUGAGUGCCAUAGCUGGUGCCAUGCCACCUGACUAUGUGGAUCCUUGCCCAGGUUCUACUUUGGUUAAGCAGGCCUCUGUGGAUGCCCAAGGAAACUUUGACCCCCAGCCGAUUAGCACUGCUAACAUCUCCCUGCCUGAAAAAUUAGAUUACAUUGCAAACAAGUAUGCUGAGCAUUCCCAUGAGAAAUGGUUGUCUGAGAAGAUUGCUCUCGGCUGGACUGCAGGAGAUAAAGUAGAUGACAAAGCUAAAACUCACCCUCUUUUAAAACCAUACAAAGCACUGAGUGAAAAGGAAAGGGAGACGUACCGCUACCCUGUGAAAGAGACUCUAAAGAGCAUGUUGGCAAUGGGAUGGAACAUUGAGAGGACCAAAGAAGGAGAGGCCAUGUUCCAGCAAAGAGAAUCAGAAAAACAACGCAAGAUAUCAGAGUCUUCUCAGGGUGAGUUUAACCCAGCUCCACAGGAUCUUGAUAAUGUAAUUCUGUCAAGAGAACUACAGGGGAUGGUUGAAACAGUUGCGGAAAAUUACCAUAACAUUUGGGUGAAGAAGAAGAAAAUAGAACUUGAUAAUAAAGGAGGAGGAAGUCAUCCACUACUGGUACCUUAUGACACUCUGACAGCAAAGGAGAAGUACAGAGAUAGAGGCAAGGCCCAAGAGCUCUUUAAAUUCCUUCAGGUCAAUGGAUACGCAAUCAGCAGAGGUCGAAAGGACAUGGAGCAAGACUCCUCCUCUAUGGAGAAGAGAAUUGCCUAUAAGUUCCUCAAGAGGCUUCUGAGCUAUGUUGAUUCUGCGCAGGAGUUCAUUGCUCAUCUUGAGGCGAUGGCCACCAGUGGGAAGACAGACAAAUCUCUUUAUGAUCAAGAGAUCAAGUUUUUUGCUAAGGUUCUGCUACCCCUCAUAGACCAAUAUUUCAAGAACCACUGCUUGUACUUCCUGUCAUCCCCCAACAUCAACCUGAGCAGCAGUGGCUAUGCAUCCAACAAAGAGAAAGAGAUGAUCACCAGUCUAUUCUGUAAGAUGGCAGCACUUGUCAGAAAUAGGAUUUCACUCUUUGCACUGUCUGUUCUUUCAGGAAGUGACUCUACCACCAUGGUGAGCUGCUUGCACAUCUUGUCACGGUCACUGGACUUCAGGACUGUGAUGAAAUCUGGCUCAGAGCUGGUGAAGGCUGGUGUCAGGACAUUCUUUGAAAAUGCAGCAGAAGACCUGGAGAAGACUCUGGAGAACUUGAAGCUGGGAAAGUUGGGUCAGUCACGCACUCAGAUGAAGGGCGUUACCCAGAUCAUCAGCUACACCUCAGUAGCCCUGCUGCAUAUCCUGACUGUUCUCUUUCAGCAUGUCACCCAGCACCAGUUUGGAGCAGAGCUGCUAUUGGAUGACAUUCAGCUGUCCUGCUAUCGUAUCCUUACCAGCCUCUAUUCUCUGGGCACUGGCAAGAAUAUCUAUGUUGAAAAACAGCUUCCAGUACUGGGUGAAUGUUUGUCUACUUUGGUUGUAGCAAUGCCUGUUGCCUUCCUGGAGCCUCACUUGAAUAUGCACAACCCUCAAUCUGUCUUCAACACCAAGACACCAAGAGAAAGAGCUAUUUUGAGCAUGCCAGACACAGUUGAAGAGAUGUGUCCUGAGAUGCCCCAUCUGGACAGCCUGAUGAAAAAUAUUAGUGACAUUUCUGAAUCUGGAGCACGCUACACAGAGAUGCCACAAGUCAUAGAGGUCAUCCUACCCAUGUUGUGUAGCUACCUGUCUUACUGGUGGGCCAAAGGCCCAGAGGUCUCCCCAAGUGAUUCCAAUUGCUGCACAACCGUCACAUCUGAGCAUCUCAGCCUCAUUCUGGGCAAUAUCCUCAAGAUUCUGAAUAAUAACCUUGGAAUAGAUAAUGCCCCCUGGAUGAAAAGACUUGCAGUAUACUCCCAGCCAGUCAUUAGCAAGGCUGGUGCAGAUCUCCUGAGGGCUCACUUCCUGCCAACCUUAGAGAAGCUAAAGAAGAAGACAGUGAAAGUGGUGGCUGAGGAAGAGCUGCUGAGGGCUGAAAGCAGAGCAGACACUCAGGAAGCUGAACUGCAGAUUCUAGAUGAGUUCGCUGUUCUUUGCAGGGAUCUGUAUGCCUUCUAUCCCAUGCUCAUUCGUUAUGUGGACAAUAACAGGUCCAAAUGGCUGAAGGAACCAGAUUCAGAUUCAAAUGAACUUUUCAAAAUGGUGUCAGAGAUUUUCAUCCUUUGGUGCAAAUCUCACAACUUUAAAAGGGAAGAGCAAAAUUUUGUGGUACAAAAUGAAAUCAACAACCUGGCAUUCCUCACUGGAGACAGCAAGACAAAGAUGUCAAAGUCUGGAGGUCAGGACCAAGAGAGAAGAGGAAAAAGAAGAAAAGGAGAGUUAUACUCUAUUCAGACUUCCCUCAUUGUAGCAGCUCACAAGAAGAUGCUGCCCAUUGGCCUCAACAUGUGCACUCCUGGAGACCAGGAGCUCAUUUCCAUUGCCAAGAUCCGCUACAGUCUGAAAGACACAGAUGAUGAGGUCAAAGAUCACCUAAGAAAGAACCUCCAUCUCCAGGAGAAGUCUGCAGACCCAGCUGUACAGUGGCAGAUGAACCUCUAUAAAGAUGUUGUGAUAAAGAGUGAGGGACCUCCAGAUCCAGAGCAAAAUGUGGAGAGAGUUCAAGCCCUCUCAGCUGCUGUAUUCCACUUGGAACAGGUUGAGCAGCCUCUGAGAAACAAGAAAAUGGUGUUUCAGAAGCUUCUGUCAAAGCAACGGAAGCGUGCUGUGGUGGCUUGUUUCCGCAUGGCACCACUCUAUAAUCUACCAAGGCAUCGCUCAAUUAACCUCUUCCUCAAUGGCUAUCAGAGACUUUGGAUAGAGACAGAGGAGUACUCCUUUGAGGAGAAGCUAGUGCAGGACCUGGCAAAAACACCCAUGACUGUGGUAGAGGAAGAAGAGGAAGAGGAAGCUGAGUUUCAGCCAGACCCUCUUCAUCAGCUUAUCCUUCACUUCAGUCACAAUGCUCUGACUGAGAAAAGUUUCCAAGAAGAGGAUCCUCUGUAUAUAGCAUAUGCUGAUAUGAUGGCAAAGAGCUGUGCUGAGAAUGAAGAAGAAGAUGAAGAGGAGGGAAAAGAAAAAACUUUUGAGGAAAAAGAAAUGGAGAAGCAGAAGAUUCUGUAUCAGCAGGCCAGACUUCAUGCCCGUGGGGCUGCUGAGAUGGUACUACAGAUGAUCAGUGCAAGUAAAGGCCGACUUGAUCCAAUGGUGACUGGCACCCUUAAAUUGGGCAUUUCUAUCCUAAAUGGAGGCAACGUUUGUGUCCAGCAGAAAAUGCUGGAUUAUUUGAAAGAAAAACGAGAUGCCGGCUUCUUUAAAAGUUUAUCUGGACUAAUGCAGUCUUGCAGUGUGCUGGAUUUGAAUGCAUUUGAAAGGCAAAAUAAAGCAGAGAGUCUUGGAAUGGUGACUGAAGAGGGGUCAGUCAACAUGUGUGAGCGGGGUUCCAAAGUACUUCAAAAUGAUGACUUUACAAAGGAUCUAUUCAGGUUUUUGCAACUUCUGUGUGAGGGCCACAAUAAUGAUUUCCAAAACUUCCUGCGGACCCAGACUGGAAACACCACUACAGUCAACAUCAUCAUUAGCACCGUGGACUACCUAUUACGCCUACAGGAAUCCAUAAGCGAUGUCUACUGGUAUUACUCUGGGAAAGAUGUCAUGGAUGAGGCAGGGCAACUUAACUUCUCCAAAGCUUUAGCAGUAGCCAAACAAAUCUUUAACUCACUCACUGAGUACAUCCAGGGCCCUUGUAUUGGUAAUCAGCAGAGUUUGGCACACAGUAGGUUGUGGGAUGCAGUGGUUGGGUUCCUGCAUGUUUUCGCCAAUAUGCAAAUGAAACUGUCUCAGGAUUCUAGUCAAAUCGAGCUGUUGAAGGAACUGAUGGACUUGCAGAAGGAUAUGGUUGUCAUGAUGUUAUCUCUUCUAGAGGGUAAUGUGGUGAAUGGAACUAUCGGUAAGCAGAUGGUCGACACAUUAGUGGAGUCCUCCAGCAAUGUGGAAAUGAUCCUCAAGUUCUUUGACAUGUUCCUCAAACUGAAGGACCUAACUACUUCCGAUAACUUCAAGGAGUAUGACCCAGACUGUAAAGGCGUUAUAUCCAAGAGGGAUUUCCAGAAGUCUAUGGAGAGCCAAAAGCAAUACACACAGUCUGAGAUUGAGUUCCUUCUCUCCUGUGUGGAGGCAGAUGAAAAUGACAUGUUUAAAUAUGUAGAGUUUGUGGAACGCUUCCAUGAACCAGCCAAGGACAUUGGCUUCAAUGUGGCUGUGCUGCUCACUAACCUAUCAGAACACAUGCCCCAUGACUCACGCCUAUCCACUUUCUUGGACCUGGCUGAAAGUGUGCUCAGCUACUUUGAGCCAUACCUGGGCCGUAUUGAGAUCAUAGGUGGGGCCAAGAGGAUCGAAAGGGUUUACUUUGAGAUCAGUGAGUCUAGCAGAACCCAGUGGGAGAAGCCUCAAGUCAAAGAGUCCAAAAGGCAGUUCAUCUUCGACGUGGUCAACGAGGGUGGUGAGAGCGAGAAGAUGGAGUUAUUUGUGAACUUCUGUGAAGACACAAUCUUUGAGAUGCAGCUCGCCUCUCAGAUUUCAGAGCCAGACAUUGUAGAACGACAUGAGGAGGAUGAAGAUGAAGAGUUGCACAGCAUUUUUGAAGAAUUGUCUGAGGAGGAAGAUGCCUCUCUUGAGUCUGCAUCGGCCUUCACAGCAGCUUGCACCUCUGUCAAGAAGAGUGUUUCUAAUUUCCAUCAAAUGUUGACUUUGAAGAGCAUCCACAAGCAGUUUAAGAAAUUCAGGAAACUGACCAUCAGGGAAAUGAUCACAUGUUUCUUCUUGUUCUUCUGGAGGCUCUUUACUGGGUUCUUCAAAGGCAUCUUCGGUUUUAUCUUUGGAUUCUUCCAUAUUAUUUGGUCCUCCAUGUUUGGAGGGGGUUUUGUAGAGGGGGCUAAGAACAUAAAAGUGACAGAUAUCUUGGGUAAUAUGCCUGAUCCUACACAAUUUGGAAUCCAUGGUGAUGUUCUGGAAGCAGAAAAAACGGAAAGCAGUGAGCUAGUGGUGUCAGAUAUUGUAAAAAUGACCAGUGCUGGUGCUGAGAAGCCGGAGACAGAUAUGAUCAUGGAUCUCAUGACACCAACUGGGAAGAAAGAGGGGAAGCAUGGGGCAGAACCUGGUCUAGGCGAUGUAUGUGAGGUUCUGAGUGAUGCCAGUGCUCCGGUUGAGAAGAAGAAGAGCCCGAAAGCAGCUGCAGAGAAGUCAGAGCCAGAGAAAGCAGACACAGAGAAUCAGGAGAAAGAAGAAAAGGCUGAAGAGGAAACACCUGAGGAAUCAGCAGAAGCAAAACCAUCUCUAAGAGCCAAACGUGGAUCGCAAAAAGAAGCAUCUCAAGCAUUCAUGGCCAGCUUCUUUGCAGGACUUGAAGUCUACAAAACCAAAAUGCUGAACUACUUGGCUCGUAAUUUCUACAACCUUCGUCUUCUUGCUCUGUUUGUGGCCUUUGCCAUCAACUUCAUUCUGCUCUUUUACAAGGUCACUGGAGAAUUUGAUGAUGAGGAAGAGGAGGAGGGAUCCUGGGGUGGUGGAGAGGAUGAGGGUGAUGAAGAUGAUGAUGAAGGCAUGGAAUAUUUCAUUCUUCAGGAGAGCACUGGCUAUAUGGCACCCACUUUGACUUUCUUGGCUGUAUUACACACCGUCAUCUCCUGCCUCUGUGUCAUUGGAUAUUACUGCCUCAAGGUUCCUUUAGUUGUGUUUAAGCGAGAGAAAGAGAUCGCUAGGAAACUUGAGUUUGAUGGUUUAUUUAUUACUGAGCAGCCAUCCGAUGAUGACAUCAAAGGGCAGUGGGAUCGUUUGGUUAUUGCAACUCCGUCCUUCCCUAACAAUUACUGGGACAAAUUUGUUAAGAGGAAGAUCAUAAAUAAAUAUGGUGACUUGUAUGGGGCCGAGCGCAUAGCUGAACUUCUGGGUCUGGAUAAGAGUGCUCUGGACUUUGAUCCCACUGAAGAGGCUGUGGUGAAGGAAGCCUCUCUGGUGUCCUGGUUGAGCUCCAUUGAUACCAAGUACCACAUCUGGAAAAUGGGAGUGGUGCUAACUGACAAUUCUUAUCUCUAUCUGAUCUGGUACACCACUAUGUCUAUUCUUGGACAUUACAACAACUUCUUCUUCGCCGCUCAUUUGCUGGACAUUGCCAUGGGCUUCAAGACGUUGAGAACCAUUCUCUCUUCUGUAACUCACAAUGGCAAGCAGCUGGUGUUGACUGUGGGCCUCCUGGCAGUCGUGGUCUACCUGUACACUGUGGUGGCCUUUAACUUCUUCCGCAAGUUCUACAACAAGAGCGAAGAUGAGGACACCCCUGACAUGAAGUGUGAUGAUAUGAUGACUUGCUACCUGUUCCACAUGUAUGUGGGUGUGAGAGCUGGCGGUGGCAUCGGUGACGAAAUCGAGGACCCAGCCGGUGACCCAUACGAGCUCUACCGCAUUCUGUUUGACAUCACCUUUUUUUUCUUCGUCAUCGUCAUUCUGCUGGCCAUCAUUCAGGGUUUGAUCAUUGAUGCCUUUGGCGAGUUGAGAGACCAGCAAGAGCAAGUGAAGGAGGACAUGGAGACAAAAUGCUUUAUCUGUGGAAUCGGGAAUGACUACUUUGACAGAACCCCGCAUGGCUUUGAGACCCAUACCUUACAAGAGCACAAUCUGGCCAACUAUUUAUUCUUCCUGAUGUAUCUUAUCAACAAAGAUGAGACUGAACACACUGGUCAGGAGUCGUAUGUCUGGAAGAUGUAUCAGGAAAGGUGUUGGGAUUUCUUCCCUGCUGGAGACUGUUUCCGGAAGCAAUAUGAGGACCAGCUGGGCUAAAGGACAUGUUUUUGCCCUCAAUCCGAAUAUGUGAAAUUACAAGCACCAUCCUG